Messenger RNA from Cheilinus undulatus (humphead wrasse), 2937 nucleotides. Its product is annotated as serrate RNA effector molecule homolog. Gene Ontology annotation, biological process: primary miRNA processing; mRNA processing. Bases 140 to 2725 code for a protein of 861 amino acids. NCBI's taxonomy places the organism in Eukaryota, Metazoa, Chordata, Actinopteri, Labriformes, Labridae. Gene Ontology annotation, molecular function: nucleic acid binding. Gene Ontology annotation, cellular component: nuclear body. The record is from RefSeq and is a predicted model, not a curated record. The transcript is spliced from 21 exons.
UUCCGCUACAAACUCUGACCGGAAGUGGAGCCAGCGGAGGUCUCGUUGUUUCCGGUGAUCUCGGGCUGUCGGCGGGACGGUGGAGCUUUAGCGUUAGCAGAGGAGCUAGCGUGUUUAUUAGCGGCGUAUCUUCAGUCCAAUGGGAGACAGCGAUGACGAAUUCGACAGGAGGAGGCGGGACAAGUUCAGGAGGGAGAGGAGUGACAUGGAGCGGUCGAGAGAGAGAGAGGAGAGGAGGAGGGACGACUGGCCCGACAGGGACUGGGAGCGUGGCAGAGAGAGGAGGCGGGACUACGACCGCGGCCGCAGAGAGAGAUUUUCCCCCCCACGACACAUCAGCCCACAGCACAAACGCAUGAGGAGAGACUGGGACGACCACCGGGGGGAGCCGUUCCGCUAUGACCUGCCAUACGGAGGAGGCGGGGGUCCGUUUCCAGGAGCGGGGCCUCAGGGGUGGCACCCUGACCUCCCCCACCUCCACCCGCACCCCGGAGGUCACCCGCUGCAGGGCAGGUUAGGGAUGGUGGACCCAGACCUCCCUCCUCCUGGUCCCCCCGUCAUGAGGAGCUUUAAGGAGUUUCUGCUGAGCAUGGAGGACAGCGUGGAUGAGACAGAGUCCGUCAAACGUUACAACCAGUACAAACUGGACUUCAGGCGGCAGCAGCUGCAGGACUUCUUCCUCCAACACAAAGACCAGGAGUGGUUCCGCUCCAAGUACCACCCUGACGACAUCGCCGCCAAGAAGGCGGAGUCUCUGGCUGCACUUAAGACCCGCCUGGGGGUCUUUCUCUUCCUGCUAGACAACAGCUGGCUGGACAACAUGUCGCUAGACAUGGAGCACGCCCCCGCCAUCAUCAAACUGCUGGACGCAGCGGUGAUAAAGAUGGAGGGAGGGACAGACCUGGACCUGCAGGUCCUGGAGGUUCCGUCGGCCCCUGCGGCGCCCAGCGGGGAGGUGAAGAGUCAGCAGGGAGAGUCCAGCGGAGGAAGCGUGAGCGCACCGGCAGUCUCAGAGUCGACGGCGGGUCAGACGGACGAGGCGAAGGGUGAAGAAACAGGAGAGACGAAAGACUCUGAGAAGGAACGUGAAGAAGAAGCCAAGCAGAACGGAGACAAGGAGAAAGAGGAGGAAGGAGAGGAGGAGGAGAAGAAGGAGGAGGAAGAAGAGGAGGAAGAGGAGGAGAAGACCACAAAGAAAGGCAGGAAAAGGAAACGCAGCGUGUCGGCAGACAGCGGCGAGGGCAGCGCCUCCGACUCAGACUCCUCCCACUCUGACGCAGAGAAGGACGACGAAGAAGAGAAGGAGGAAGAGGAGGAGGACGGGGAGAACGAGCGGCGGAAGAGAAAGGAGCAAGGGAAGGAGAGAGAGAAGGAGGCUCCAGCCAGGCCCCGCCCCCUCCACCUGACCACGUCGUUGUUCAUCAGGAGCAUCCCCCCGGAGGUGUCGAAGGAGGAGAUCACUGCGUUGUGUCGCAGGUACCCCGGCUUCCUGCGGGUGGCGCUGUCUGACCCUCAGCCAGAGAGGAGGUUCUUCAGGCGCUGCUGGGUGACCUUUGACCGCAGUGUGAACAUAAAGGAGACGUGCUGGAACCUGCAGAACAUCAGGCUCAGGGACUGCGAGCUCGCCCCGGUGGUCAACAGAGAUCUGUGUCGGCGCGUUCGGGCCGUUAACGGUCUGACUCACCACAAACCGGUGGUCAGGAACGACAUCAGACUAUCGGCCCGACUCAUCCACAGUCUGGACCAGAAGGGGGCGCUGUGGGCCGGAGAGAUGGAGACCAACCCGGUCCUGAAGAACAUCACGGACUACUUGAUCGAGGAGGUGAGCGCCGAGGAGGAGGAGCUGACGGGAGCCUCGGGGACCGCAGACGAGGGGGCGGACGGAAAAGACCCCGCCUCCUCUGAGGUGACGGUGGAGACAGACGAUAAGCUGCUGGAGGUCCUGGACCGGCUGCUGCUCUACCUGCGUCUGGUCCACUCUGUAGAUUAUUAUAACUUCUGUGAGUACCCUGCCGAGGACGAGAUGCCUCAUCGCUGCGGCCUGAUCCACGUACGAGGACCCCUACCUGUGGGCAAGAUCACUGCAGCUGAAGUGAGCGAACAUCAGAGGAUGUGUGAGGAGCGCCUGGCUCCGCUGCUCUCCCUCUCAGAGACUCUGAGCGACGAAGACGCCGCCAGGCUGGGAAAGAAGGAGCCGGAGCAGGAGGUGGAGAAGUUCCUGUCGGCCAACACUCAGGAGCUCAGUAAAGACAAGUGGCUCUGUCCUCUGAGCGGGAAGAAGUUCAAGGCCCCGGAGUUCGUCCGCAAACACAUCCUGAACAAACACGGCGAGAAGGUGGCUGCCGUCAGACAGGAAGUGACCUUCUUCAACAACUACCUGCUGGACGCCAAGAGGCCCGCUCUACCCGAGAACAAGCCCCUCCCACCACCAGCACAAGCUGCUCCUCAGAGUCUGCCUGGAUUUCCCGGUCAGUCGCCACAGCAGCAAAGCCUUCUGGGAUAUCCACCUGGAGUCAGACCGCCGAUGCCUGGCUUCCCCGGCGUAGGACCGCCCUACCUCCCCAACCAGUUCGGGGCGGGGCGGGGCAACUUUGACAACUUCAGAGGUCCCAUGGGAGGAGGAGGGUUUCCAGGGAAACAGAGGAACAGGGGCGUGCGAGGGGACCCCCGCUCCAUCAUCGAGUACAGAGACCUGGACGCCCCCGACGACCUCGACUUCUUUUAAACCCAGACCGUGAAACCACAGGAUGUUUUUUUAGACCUUUUUUAUUCCUACAUGUCCCAUGAUUCCUUUGAUUGCCCCCAUGUUUGUUUUUGUCUUUUUUUGUUGUUUUUUUAGCGUUAGGUGUUUGUGUCCGCCAGCAGGACCAACGUUUCUGUCAUUAGUACAAAUGAUCUGAAUCAAAUUUCCAAUAAAGACACAGACACUGAAGACCA